Cornus florida is the source of this 1257-nucleotide messenger RNA. Its product is annotated as F-box protein At5g07610-like. NCBI's taxonomy places the organism in Eukaryota, Viridiplantae, Streptophyta, Magnoliopsida, Cornales, Cornaceae. The record is from RefSeq and is a predicted model, not a curated record. Gene Ontology annotation, molecular function: protein binding. Bases 1 to 1257 code for a protein of 418 amino acids. The transcript has a single exon.
AUGGCUUCCACCGCUGCUGCGGAAAUCAUUGGUGGCAACGAGGAACUGGCGGUGGAGAUCCUUCAAUAUCUGUCAGCAAAAUCCCUCAUUCGGUUUAAGUCAGUCUCUAAAGCAUGGCUCUCUUUCGUCUCCACUCCUCGUUUCUCUCUCCUCUGGCAAUCACAUCAUCAUCCCAAAGUCUCUGGCAUUUUCUUCAACCCUAGAUCCCGAACUGAAACCAUUAAAUACGUUCCUCUCACUCGCUCCAACGACUUGAGGAAUCAAUGUGAUAUUGCAACCGUUAUUAAUGGUGGAGGAGAAAACAAUUCACCACCUUUCUUUAUGUAUGCUAGAAUCAUAGACUCUCGUAAUGGUUUUCUACUCGUCUUUUUUAAUAAGAAGCAGAGCAGUAGUUCCGAAUGGAGUCGGUCGUACCACGUUUAUAAUCCUACUACCAAGCAAUUCUCUACUCUUCCGUGGCCUUUUCCGGCCACUUUUGCUGGCUUUAUUGCUGACCAUGUAUAUUUGGUUUUCGAUCCUUUAAAAUCACUUCACCACAAAGUUGUUUUGGUUCAGGCUUCAGAGCCUGGUAGUGCCUGCUCGAUUCAAAUACAUAUUUAUUCGUCGGAAACCAAUGAUUGGCGGAGAUCACCACUGGAUGAUGAUAUUGGUGAUCAUUUUCAUCCUUUCCCAAAAUCAUUAUAUAAAUCAUUAAAUAGUUUGAACUUGAAUGGAGGAGUCUGUUGCAAUGGUUCCAUCCAUUGGCUUUCUUACCACCCAGAAAAAACUUCCUUGUACUUUGAUGUCGAUCAAGAAAGGUUUCGCCCAAUGCCAUCUCCACCAUAUAACGGUGCAGGUUUUAAAUUCGGGCAUUUUGGGGAGUUCGGAGGUCAUUUGCAUUAUAUUACAUUUUACAGGGGAUUCAAGGUCAACAUCUCCAAGAUAGAAAGUGAUUACUCCAAGUGGACAACAACGACGAUGGUUGUUGAUCUUGCAUUAGAGGAGAAGAAGAUGGUCGUCCGCAACAAUACAAUGCUUAGUUUAAUCCAUGGUGAAGAUGAAGGGGAUGUGUUUUUGGUACGUGCUGUACGCACCGAGAUGAAUUAUAUGAUCAUCUCCUACAAUAUUAAGGAGAACACCUUUAGGAAGCUUGGUGAUGUACCACGCCGUCAUGUUACGUCUUGGUAUGAUGGUCCUGUUUCGUCUUCGUAUGAUGGUGGUCCGUGGCCUACACACCGUUGUAUCCAUGGUUACAUUGAGACACUCUUUCCUGUUUGA